Molecule: messenger RNA, 1220 nt
Organism: Elaeis guineensis (African oil palm)
Lineage: Eukaryota; Viridiplantae; Streptophyta; Magnoliopsida; Arecales; Arecaceae
Product: pirin-like protein
Source: RefSeq, a predicted model, not a curated record
CCCAAACAAGUCUCUCUAUUUAUGGUCACGUUCUCGAAGGCAAAUCUGCGAAGAGGGAGAGGAAAAUACAUCAAGUGUGAAAGCCGUCAUCCAUCCACUAUUCCAACAUCAUCCCUCUAAUCACGAUGAUGUUAACAAUGAUGGCCAGGCCCAUGAUGAGGGGUUGGUACGCAUCUAUAUAUCCCAGCCUCUUGUUCAAUUCCUUCACAGCCAGACAAACCUUCAUCCCUUCUUCUUUCUCCAAUCGUCCCAAACCAGUUUUUUUCCUUCGCAACCAGAAGAAGAGCCUCAUCAUGUCUCAAAGUGCUUCUGCUGCGGUUGUUGGUGGUGGAGACCAUGAGAUCCCACGCUUUGAGAGGCCCAGAUUUGUGGUGAAAAGGGUCGUUGCUGAGUCCCAGGAAGAGGGUCAAGGAGCAACCGUUAGAAGAAGCAUUGGAAGGCCUGAAUUAAGGAAUCUGGAUCCUUUCCUUAUGCUAGAUGAAUUCUCAGUUUCACCUCCUGCUGGAUUUCCUGAUCAUCCCCAUAGAGGAUUUGAGACUGUGACAUACAUGCUAGAGGGAGCCUUUACUCAUCAAGAUUUUGCUGGGCACAAGGGCACCAUCUCAACUGGCGAUGUGCAGUGGAUGACGGCCGGCAGGGGUAUUAUUCACUCAGAAAUGCCUGCAGGGGAGGGAGUCCAGAAGGGAUUGCAGCUUUGGAUCAAUCUCUCUUCAAAGGAUAAAAUGGUCGAGCCACGAUACCAGGAGCUACUGAGCAAGAACAUAAGCAGGGCUGAGAAGGAUGGUGUCGAAGUUCGGAUCAUAGCAGGGGAAGCAUUUGGUGUCCAAUCUCCAGUUUAUACCCGAACUCCAACCAUGUUUUUGGAUUUCACAAUGAAGCCAGGUGCCCAACUGCACCAGCCCAUCCCAGAUUCUUGGAAUUCCUUUGUGUAUAUCGUUGAAGGGGAGGGUAUAUUCGGAGGGGAGGAUUCGACUCCAGCAACAAGCCACCAUUGCCUUGUGUUGAGCCCUGGGGAUGGGUUGAGAGUAUGGAAUAAGUCGGCGAAGCAGCUGAGAUUUGUUCUGAUUGCUGGGCAGCCUCUCGACGAGGCUGUCGUCCAGUAUGGUCCAUUUGUUAUGAACACACAUGCUGAGAUUCGGCAGGCCAUGGAGGACUAUCACUUGGGGAGGAAUGGGUUUGAGAGGGCCAAGCAUUGGAAGUCUGAGCCACUGUUACAUUGA